GGUCAUAAUGAUGUUUAUGAUGAUUGAAGAAUGCAAGGUUGAUUGCCCGGGCUGCCAGCUGACAAGGUGAAAGCUUCAGUACUAGAGCGGGCAGCUGGACUACCACAUGAAACACACCAGAAGCUCCGUUCUCUUCAUUUGCUUGUGACGAACUGGCAAAUGUCGUCAAACACUCUUUUCAGAAGUCACGCCUCCUUUGGGAUGGCGUCCAUCCGGUCUUCCCCGAUCCUUGCCACGACACCUCAGAGGUUAAGCAUGACCCGUGAAAGCAGUCGCGGCGAAUGGGCCAUGAACGAAAUGACUAGUGGAGAUACCUGCAGAGGAAUGCUUGAUAUUCGAAGGUUUGAUUGCCAUCCCAAACAGCUGAUCGUCGUAACGCUUGUUCAACAUGCAUUGGCGCUUGCAACUAUUGAUCGUAGGCGAAGUCAUCUUGUCGAAUGUCUCUAUGAUUAUGGGAUCAUGUUUGCAGUGGACGGCAGUGAAAUGGCCCAUGCAAUCUUUCUGUCACGGCCGUCUUCGGCGAUCCGAUGACGAUCGUUCUGGUUGCGAGUUGAUGGCAUUUUUUCAGUA
This is a messenger RNA of Dissoconium aciculare CBS 342.82, 570 nucleotides long. RefSeq lists its product as uncharacterized. The record is from RefSeq and is a predicted model, not a curated record. Lineage: Eukaryota; Fungi; Ascomycota; Dothideomycetes; Mycosphaerellales; Dissoconiaceae. The transcript has a single exon. Bases 160 to 531 code for a protein of 123 amino acids.